This is a messenger RNA of Rhagoletis pomonella (apple maggot), 936 nucleotides long. RefSeq lists its product as uncharacterized. Lineage: Eukaryota; Metazoa; Arthropoda; Insecta; Diptera; Tephritidae. The record is from RefSeq and is a predicted model, not a curated record. The annotation marks the transcript as partial. The transcript has 2 exons.
AUGGUGCGUGGCGAAGAGCAAAGACCUGCCGUAGAAUGUGUUUCGGAGUCGGCGACGGCAGAGCAACAAGCAACUCUGGCGAAACAGAAGCAAUUGCAAGCAGAACAUGAUGACAAGGAUAUGGAUGCCAAAGCUGAAUUAAUCAUUGCACUGGAUGCAAGUAUCAUUAGAAUGGUUAAAAAUUUUAAAACUUCAAAUGAGGUAUGGUUAUACUUACAAGAUACUUAUGAGCGGAAGUCGACGCGUCGCAAGGCGGAAGCUUAUCGUAAGUUGCUGAGUUUGAAUAUGGAGAAUCAUUUGACGAUUACGCAGUAUCUUAUAGAAUUUGAUAUAUGUGUUUCAUUUCUAAAUGAAAUGAAUGUCAAUUUGGAUGAAGAUUUUCUAACAGUUAUUUUAAUAGAUGGUCUAUCGGAUGCUUAUAAAGAGAUAAGGGCUGCAUUUAAUACUGCUAACGAGUUUCCUUCUCUCAGAACUUUACGAUCAAGACUCCACGAAAUCGGUGAGAAAUCUGAACAUAAUGCAAGUGAUCAAGAUAACGCGCUAAAGGUGAACAAGUUCAAGAAACAAGCACUGUAUGUAGAUGAUAUUAUAAUUGCAUCGAGCUCCAAAGAUAAAACCGAAAAGUUUGUAACGGAAUUGCAACGAAAUUUUGAGGUUCGUGAUAUGAAGGUGCCAAAACAUUGCAUUGGUCUAGAAAUAGACAUCCAGCCAGGAUCUAUUUCCAUAUCACAGCCAGGAUAUAUUAAGAAUUUAGUCAGUAAGUAUGGCAUGGAGAAUGCGAAAACUGCGAACAUACCGAUGCAAUCUAAAAUCAGAUUAGAAAAAGAACCAACAAUUUCAGGAGAAGGCGUGAAGAUAAAUCGAAAAACAUAUCAAGAAAUAGUUGGCUCUUUAUUGCAUCUAGCUGUUUUCAGUCGACCUGACAUAAGUUGCAGC